Peronospora belbahrii is the source of this 900-nucleotide messenger RNA. Lineage: Eukaryota; Oomycota; Peronosporomycetes; Peronosporales; Peronosporaceae. The record is from the annotation of a GenBank genome assembly.
AUGAUUGAAGGUUUACACCCAAUUCUUCAAGCAUUACUUGGUACAUUUGUUACAUGGGGAUUUACUGCUCUUGGUUCCGCUCUAGUCAUUCUCUUGGACGUGGAAAAUAAACAAACAAGUCAAAAGAUUCUUGAUGGAAUGUUAGGAUUUGCAGGUGGUGUCAUGCUGGCGGCCUCUUAUUGGUCAUUACUAGCACCCGCUCUUGAAAUUGCACAUGACUCAGAGCUCUAUGGACCAAAUGGUCGUUGGUCUUUUCUUCCAGCAGCUGUGGGGUUUACGCUAGGAGCAUUGACACUCUUUGGAACGGAAAAACUAUUGCCAUAUAUUGAAAAACAUGUGGUAAUUUCAUCUGAGCAAGAGCUCAAGAAGAAGAAAAAAGAUGAUGACUACUGCAAGAAUGACGAGAGCUAUGAGAAACCAACAUUGGGCAGUACAAGCAGCUAUCGGCGAGUUUUAUUGCUUGUUAUUGCAAUCACACUGCAUAAUUUACCCGAGGGAAUGGCAGUUGGCGUCGGAUUUGGCAGCGUCGGUCAUAGUUCGAAUGCCAGUUUCAAUAAUGCCGUGACUCUAGCCAUUGGCAUUGGACUGCAGAAUUUCCCAGAAGGAUUGGCCGUGUCAAUGCCAUUGAGAAGAGAAGGAGCAUCGGCGUUCAAAGCAUUCAUGUGGGGACAAGCGAGUGGAUUGGUGGAACCGAUUGGGGGAUUGAUUGGAGCAAGUGCGGUCUUGUACGUGCAGCCGAUUCUGCCGUAUGCACUGUCGUUUGCUGCAGGAGCCAUGAUAUUUGUCGUGGUAGACGAUCUUGUGCCUGAAACAACGCAGAGUGGCAACCAGAAGCUGGCAACUUUCGGUACCAUAGUGGGCUUUGUUGUUAUGAUGGUAAUGGAUGUUGCACUUGGAUAG